Molecule: messenger RNA, 3330 nt
Organism: Nycticebus coucang (slow loris)
Lineage: Eukaryota; Metazoa; Chordata; Mammalia; Primates; Lorisidae
Gene: MLANA
Product: melan-A
Exons: 4
Coding region: 25-381 (118 amino acids)
Cellular component (GO): endoplasmic reticulum membrane; melanosome; trans-Golgi network
Source: RefSeq, a predicted model, not a curated record
GUGUCUGUGCCCUGACCCUAUAAGAUGCCAAGAGAAGAUGUUCACUUUGUCUACGGUAACCCCAAGAGAGGGCACCACCACUCAUACAUCACAGCCAAAGAGGCUGCAGGGAUUGGCAUCCUGACAGUGAUCCUGGGAAUUUUACUGCUCAUCGGCUGCUGGUAUUGUAGAAGACGAAGUGGAUACAGAAUCUUGACGGAUAAAAACCAUCAUGUUGGUAAUCAAAGCACCUUAACAAGAAGAUGCUCACGUGAAGGACUUGGUCAUCAGGACAGCAAACUGCCUUUUCAAGAAAGAAAUUGUGAUCUUGUGGUUCCCAAUGCUCCAUCUUCCUAUGAGAAAUUCUCCACAGAACAGUCACCACCACCUUACUCACCUUAAGAGCCAGCAAAACACCUGACAAAUGCUGAAAUGAUUCCCCUCACAUUUUUGCUGGGAUUUAAUAUCUAACAUUGUGCUUUGGAAUGCUGCAGGAACAAUGUAUAUCAUCUCUAAUAACAAGUCAGUGUUACAUUCUUAGUAGAGCAACUAGCAGUACUAAUCAAGUGAGGAAAUGAUGAGAAACAGUAAAAUGGGAAAAACUUCAUCAAUAAAUGUUAUAAUGCAUGAUACUCUCUAUGCCAUGCAUGGUAUUAUUUCUGAGGGGUAGAAAUCAAGAGGGUAUUCUGGGACCAUCCAGUUUCUUUUUACUGUAAUUUUGCCAAUAAUGAACCAACUAUUCACAGAAUUAUUGCAAGUAAGUCUGUGCCAUGGCGUGCUCACAAAAGAAAAACCUUUACAGGUUUAAGACCAAGAGCUAAUUGACCUAGUUACCAUAUUUUGCCAUGUAUAAUGCAUCCUUUUUUUGCCCAAAUUUUCGAAGGAAAAUUAAGGAUGUGCAUUUUACAUGGGGGGUAUGGCUCAGAAGCAGGGGGCCUGCCUGGGCCCACUGGGUGCAUGAGGUGCCAAUGUGGGAUCUGGGAUCCAGUGGGAGUGGGCCAGAGAGGUCUCCACUGAGCACUAUAAUCAGGGGAUGGCAGUGCAAACCAUGGCCCUGCAGGGUAAGGACUGAGGCCUAUGGCCUGGCCACUCAGAGGGGGACCAGGAGCCCUGUGCAGGCCCCAGAGACCAGCCUGGCUGCCCGUGGGCUGAGUGGCCUCAGAAGCUUCCAUGCCACUGACCAUGAGUAUGGCCAUCUUGUCUUUGGCCCCCAAAGGGCUCCCAGGAGAGAGGGAAAGGAGAGUCUUCACAGAGCAGGGUGGCUAUGGGAGGGUGGUGCAGUCUGCACAUUUACCAGGGGAGCAUUGGCUCUCUCCAGAUGUGUCUUUCCCAGUGGAGAGCUGCCCACUUUCUCUAGGGGAGUUUUCCUGAAAGAUUGGGCCAAGAAUGUGGGUGCAUAGGAACAGGUUUUCCACAGCAAAAUAUGGCAUCUGAUCAGGAAAAUGUUAGCAAUAUCUUUUUGUGUUCAAAAAUUUCAUACUAUAACAACAUACCAUAAACAUCCUAUAUUUUAAGUAAGACAUGCAAUGCAGUCUAAUUAUAUUUCACUUCAAGGCUAAUGAUACCCUAAGUGUCAAGAAUUUUCUGUUAAACCAGAAAGCAGUGUGAAGUUUUAAAUGUCUCUAUGGCAAGUCAGCUCCUUUGAGUUCCCAAAUCCCUGUCAUAAGACCAUACAGAAGAAAUCAUAAAGGAUUAGAGAUUCUGGAAUGGUAUCAUUAUUUGCAUGGCAACAUUGUAAUUUCUUUUUGGGGCACAUGCUUAUAGCCUACGCUAUUAUUUAUCUAGUAUUUUUCUUUCAGGCAGCUAAUUAAAAUUUUUUUUGUCUUAAAUUUCUAUUAUUACCCUAAAUCAGCAGUUCUCAACCUGUGGGUCGUGACCCCUUUGUAACAGUGAAAAUAUAUCCUGCACAUCAGAUAUUUACAUUAUGAUUCAUAAGAGUAGGAAAAUUACGGUUAUGAAGUAGCAAUGAAAAUAAUUUUAUGGUUGGGGUCACCACAACAUGAGGAACUGUAUUAAAGGGUCAUGGCAUUAGGAGGCAUUAGGAAGGUUGAGAACCACUGCCCUAAAUGGAAAACCAGUAUCAGUUUCCAUAAGUAGAGAAUAACUAUAAAAAUGAAGAUAAUGAAAUUAAGUUAUUUUUAUUACGACUUAGGAAGAUGCCGGGUGUGAUGGUUCAUGCCUGUAAUCCUAGCACUCUGGGAGGCUGAGGCAGGUGAAUUGCCUGAGGUCAGGAGUUCGAGAUCAGCCUGAGCAAGAGUGAGACCCCAUCUCUAAAAAGAGCCCAGUGUUGUGGUGGGUGCCUGUAGUCCCAGCUAUUCAGGAGACUGAGACAAGAGGAUUGCUUGAGCCCAUGAGUUUGAGAUUGCUGUGAGCUGAUACCACAGCACUACUGAGGAUGACAAAGUGAGACUCUGUCUCAAAACCCCCCCCAAAACUUAGGAAGAUAUUUUCAUAGAAGGCUGUGAACCUGAGACCUGCUCUCUUUGUUAAAGAGAGAGAAGAGCAGAAAUCAAAGGAAAGGUACAGGCUGAGCAUGGUGGCUCAUGCCUAUAAUCCUAGCACUCUGGGAGGUUGAGACCUGGUGGAUUGCCUGAGCUCAGGAGUUCAAGACAAGUCUGAGCGAGAGAGAAACCCUAUCUCUACUAAAAAUAGGAAAACUAGCCGGACACUGUGGCAGGUGCCUGCAGUCUCGGCUACUCCAGAGGCUGAGACAAGAUCUCUUGAGGCCAAGAGUUUGAGGUUGUUGUGAGAUAUGAUGAUACCAUGGCACUCUACCCAGGGUGACAAAGUAAGACACUGUCUAAAAAAAAAAAGUAAGGCUGUCUUUGACAUAAUCAGAGGGUUUGCAAGAGUUUUAAAGAAAUGACUUUCUCACUAUAUAAUUCAUUGUUAUUUAAUAGUGAGUCAGUAAACCACCUAAAAUUACCUGUGUCAUCGGAAACACCAUUGUACAUAACUGCACUAUUUUCUACUAAAGACAAGAUUGCACCAAAGAGGAAAAAACACAGAAUAAACUUAUUACACACAUUGAAAAAAAUGACAUUCAACAACACUAAAAUACAUCUCUAUCCAUUUCAAAGAAAUAAAUGAAUUCUAGGCAAAGAAAACUUCAUCAGGUAUGUGGGCACCUCCUGCCCUUAACUACAAGGUCUCUUCUGAGCCUCAGUCCUCCACAUCUAUACAAGGACCUGUGGCUUUAGCCCUAGAUGUCCCUCAAAUCCCCCAGACUGUCAUCCACUUAGGGUUCUCUCCUUUCCCUGUGGAAAAGGAGUCCCCCAGACAGUUCCAGGUGAUGGACAAGGAGACUUGGACUGAACUUGCCAAAGGGAUAUUAGGACAGUGAGAUUUUGU